AUGAGUGCUGAUAAAGAUAUUAAGGUCACUCCUGGAACCAGUGAAUUAGUUGAACAGAUAUUAGCCUUGCUCUCCCGGUAUCUCUCAUCUUAUAUUCACGUCCUGAACAAGUUCAUUAGCCAUUUGCGAAGGGUAGCUACGCUACGAUUCGAAAGAACUACUUUGAUCAAAUUUGUCAAGAAAUUAAGAUUCUACAAUGAUUGUGUAUUAAGCUAUAACGCAUCAGAGUUCAUCAAUGAAGGUAAGGACGGAUUAGAUCCAAAUGCGGACUCGCUUGAUAAAGUGAUUUUACCAAUAGCCUCAAUGUUCGUUAAAUGCGUCGAAACAUUCGACUUACUGAACUAUUAUCUAACGCAAUCAUUACAAAAGGAAAUUUUAUCCAAGACUUUGAAUGAGGACCUAACACUAACAGCAGAAUCCAUAUUGGCUAUUGACGACAGCUACAAUCAUUUCGUGAAGUUUUCUCAAUGGAUGAUUGAGUCCUUGCGUAUAGGUAGCAACCUCUUAGAUUUAGAAGUUGUCCAAUUCGCCAUCAAAUGUGCUGAUGAGGACGGUACAAAUAUCGGAGAAACUGAUAACAUCUUUCUGCAGGAGAUCCUUCCUGUCAAUUCUGAAGAAGAAUUUCAGACCUUGUCAGCUGCGUGGCACUCUAUUUUAGAUGGAAAGCUGAGUGCCUUAGACGAAGAAUUCGACGUCGUCGCUACCAAGUGGCAUGACAAGUUUGGUAAGUUGAAGAAUUGA
Saccharomyces paradoxus is the source of this 741-nucleotide messenger RNA. It is a transcript of the gene SHE2, whose product is annotated as She2p. The transcript has a single exon. Lineage: Eukaryota; Fungi; Ascomycota; Saccharomycetes; Saccharomycetales; Saccharomycetaceae. The record is from RefSeq and is a predicted model, not a curated record. The coding region runs from base 1 to 741 and encodes 246 amino acids. Gene Ontology annotation, molecular function: RNA binding.